AUGGCUUCAUCCCGUGUUGUUUCACGUCUUCUUGCACCAACAACUCUUAGUCGUUUGUCUGCAAUAGGUAGUAAGAGUGGACCAGUGCGUUAUUUUUGGCAUCAUCAUCAUCAUCGUAAAAAUUUGGCGGAAACGUAUUUUGGUUCAGGGUCAAAUGUAUUUCAACGUUGGGAAAAAGAAUUUGAUCGAAUACAAGAACAAUUUAAUCAUUUUUUUCAAGAUUUAAAAAAUAAUCGAUCAUUAACUAAUGGAAAUGGAAACAAUUUUAUUACAACUGAAUCUGAUGGUUCAAAAAAGUUUCAUCUUUCUUUAAAUGUAAAUGGUUUUCAACCAGAAGAAAUUAAAAUAAAAACACAACAUCGUACAUUAACUAUUUCAGCUAAAAAAGAGAAAAAAACGAAUAAUAAUUAUUCUCUUCAAGAAUUUUCUCAAACAUAUGCAUUACCAGAAGAACUUAAAAUUGAUGAUUUAAAAUCAAUUUAUACAGAAAAUGGUGUUCUUUCAAUCGAAGCACCAAUACCAAAAGAACAAUCUGAAGAUCGUCAAAUUAAAAUUGAACGUCAUUAA
Rotaria sordida is the source of this 567-nucleotide messenger RNA. The record is from the annotation of a GenBank genome assembly. NCBI's taxonomy places the organism in Eukaryota, Metazoa, Rotifera, Eurotatoria, Philodinida, Philodinidae.